Belonocnema kinseyi is the source of this 1886-nucleotide messenger RNA. Its product is annotated as 4-coumarate--CoA ligase 1-like. Gene Ontology annotation, molecular function: long-chain fatty acid-CoA ligase activity. Bases 235 to 1866 code for a protein of 543 amino acids. Lineage: Eukaryota; Metazoa; Arthropoda; Insecta; Hymenoptera; Cynipidae. The transcript is spliced from 6 exons. Gene Ontology annotation, biological process: long-chain fatty acid metabolic process; fatty-acyl-CoA biosynthetic process. The record is from RefSeq and is a predicted model, not a curated record.
UUAUGUCUUGAAGACUUCUUUAAUUGGAAUAAAGGGUAAUCAAUGAGAAGAGAAAUUGUGUCGAAUAUUUAUAGUGUGACGAUGCGACGUUCAGUCCCCCCGAACCGAAUGUGUACUAUACCGCGUGUCUAUCAUCCUGGUACCUUGUAUUUUAUACGUCCUUGGUUAUUUCGUUAACCCGCGCGCUUGAACAAAAAACGAGAAUCGAGAUUCAUUGCUAUCAUACAGUGAGAAAUGAAGAGUUCAUCAAAUAUUAUUGCUGGACCACAUUUUGAUCCGAAGUUGACGGAUUUGACGUUUGGACAUUAUAUUUACAAUCAAGUACUGAAACAUGGAUCACAAACAGCUUUGAUAAACGUAGACACUGGAGAAGAAUUAAAAUACUCAAAAAUAGCCCAUGAUUGUCGUAAAUUAGCAGUUUACUUGAAAAAGUUAGGCCUCACAGUAAAUGAUCGAAUUGGUAUUUGCAGUGAAAAUAAUUUACAUUAUGGCACAGCAGUACUUUCAAGUCUUCUUCUUGGAGUUACAAUAUGCCCUGUAAACCCUUUAUAUACUGUAGGAGAAAAUCUCCACAUUUUAUCUAUUUCAAAGCCAAAAUACAUUUUUGUAUCAGCAUUAGUUGCUCCCAAAUUUUUGAAAUUUGUCAAUGAAUUGUCAUGGGGACCGAAAUUGAUUUUGCUUAAUAAGAGUGCAUCGCAGUUAGCAAUUCCUAAUAUUUAUGAUAUCAUAAAUAACGUUUCAGAUAUUGAGUCCCAAAAUAUACAAUUUCCCAAAGUAGAUUUAGAAGAUCAUGUAGCUGCUAUUUUUUGCUCGAGUGGCACUACAGGAAUGCCGAAAGGUGUCAUGCUGACUGAUAAAAAUCUUUUACUUUUCGUCAAAAGAUCAGCUAACUUUUUUGAUUCUAUAAAAUUCCCAAAUGAAACCUUAACAAUCACAGCGUUAAUGCCAUUUUUUCAUGGUUAUGGUUUUGCUAUUUUAUGUUUUGCGACUCUUCAACUAGGCGUCAGAACGGUUAUCUUCAGUCGAUUUGAGGAAAAGAAUUUUUUCUCAGCGAUCGAGAAAUAUAAGAUUAAUAUCUUGACAUUGGUACCUUCAUUAAUAGUAGUCUUAAUCAGAAGUCCGAUCUUCGAUCAAUAUGAUCUAUCCAGCGUUAGAAAAAUAUUAACUGGAGGAGCAAAACUGUCAUUGGAAACAGAAAAAUCUGCUAUGAAAAGAUUCAAUCUUGACCACAUUCAAUGUGCUUAUGGAUCAACAGAGACUACAAUAGUUAUAACUUAUAAUCAUCCAGAAUCACACAGAUUGGGAAGUGUUGGAAAAUUAGAACCCGGUACUUUUGCUAAGGUGAUUCCAAUUGGCGAUUCAAAUUGUAAGGAUGCUUUGGGACCGAAUUGCGAAGGGGAGCUAUGCUUCAAGGGUUCUAUUAUUAUGAAGGGGUACUUUGGCGACCCAGAUUCUACAAAAAAUGCCAUAGAUGACGAUGGUUGGUAUCAUUCUGGAGACGUGGGCUAUUAUGAUGAAGACGGUUUUUUAUAUAUUGUUGAUAGAAUUAAAGAGCUUAUUAAGUACAAAGGUUACCAAGUAGCACCAGUUGAAUUGGAAGCUAUUUUGUUGACACAUCCGUUAAUAAAAGAUGCAGCAGUUGUUGGAUUACCAGAUGAAGAUGCAGGCGAAUUGCCAUUCGCUUUUGUGGUAAAAGAGCCUGCUUCAAAUUUGACGGCAGAAGAAGUCGUUAAUUACGUAAAUGCUAAAGUGUCACCUCAAAAGCGAAUUAGAGGAGGAGUCAAGUUUAUAAAUGAAAUUCCUAAGAAUUCAACUGGUAAAGUUUUGCGCAGAGAACUUCGAAAUACACUAAAGUCUAAUUUGUAAUAAAAAAUUGGUAAAAAAUA